AUGACCGACAUGAUGUCCUACCAAUACCCGCCGCCGCCUCAGAAUGGCGGCGAUUUGGAUCUCCCGCACUCUGGUUACUUGUCCAACUACCAGACCUCGGCCGCUUCCUCUUUGGAGGUAAGAAACCAGCAAGUCCCGGCUGUGCAUCUCACACAGCCUGUCCUCCCAGCCCAAGGUUCUACCAUGUCACUCGCCCAGCGCCGAGACUUGAACAAAGCCCUCAAAUUGAGAAGACCCGAGACGACUCCUAACGUGAGGACACAGGGGACGAACGAGUCCGCUCAUGGUCAAUUUGGAUCCGCUGGAGAAAAGAAACGCAACAAGCUUGGGUACCACCGCACCUCAGUUGCCUGUACCCAUUGCCGCCGAAGGAAGAUCAGGUGCAUACCCUAUGUCAAUGACCCUCAAGGCCGGUGCCAAAACUGCAUUAGAUUGAAGAAGGAGUGCACUUUUCAUAGUGUUGGCCAGGACAUCCCUCCCAGCAACACGCAGAGGCCAGGAGUUAGGACAGGACCAGGACCAAAGAUAGCUUCAGCAUCCACUUCACCUGUGGCUACGACCGGCCAUCAGUCUGCCAUCUCGCCAAAUCAACCCUAUCCGCAAAUCACAUCUGUUUCUUCCCACAUGGGCCCGCCGAUUAAGCCGGAAUCCUUUUCCCGGGACGCCAAGUUGUCCACGAGCACGCCGACCACUAGGAACUUCCAGUACAGCCACAAUGCUAACAGUUGGGUGUCGACGGAUACCGGAGCCAACCCCGCAAAGACCCCGGAUAUGAAUGCGUCGUGGAGAUCGUACACGCAAGACUCGCCGGUCACGCCGGGGUUCUCGUCGUACACCACUCACCCGCACACAACGUCGCCGUGGCCUACAGGGGCAAUGGGAACCCCGGUCAGCAACGACUCAACAUCCCGCCACGACGAGAUUGCCUGGUCGCCAUACCCCACGCCGGGCCGGUCCCUAUCCUACGGAGGUGGCGAGAACUCGCAAAAUUAUGCGCCAGUGCCUUCACACGUGGCCGCUGCCGGCUCGGCGCCCAACAGCGUCUACGACAGACGGUCUUCCAUGGCCGCAGCGGCAUCCGACAUGUAUCCGCCAGGUGCAGCGGGCGGUAUCGCGACGACCAUCCCCAACGUGGAGAGCAGCAUCCCGGGGACGGCACUGGAUCCCAGCGGAUCCCUAUCCGCCGGAGCCGUGCCGACCCAGGCAGGCUACGGGGCGCCCUGGCAAGCGCAGCCGUACACAUACUCCAAGACGGGAGACGGCUACGAGGGCUGGUACAGCACCUCGGGCCAGACGCCCACCCAGGUCCCCUCCAAUACGGAUCACUCGCCGCAGAGUGUCUACUACGCCAGCAGAUGA
Messenger RNA from Pestalotiopsis fici W106-1, 1359 nucleotides. RefSeq lists its product as uncharacterized. Gene Ontology annotation, molecular function: zinc ion binding; DNA-binding transcription factor activity, RNA polymerase II-specific. The transcript is spliced from 3 exons. Lineage: Eukaryota; Fungi; Ascomycota; Sordariomycetes; Amphisphaeriales; Sporocadaceae. The record is from RefSeq and is a predicted model, not a curated record. The coding region runs from base 1 to 1359 and encodes 452 amino acids. Gene Ontology annotation, biological process: regulation of DNA-templated transcription.